Ochlerotatus camptorhynchus is the source of this 1667-nucleotide messenger RNA. RefSeq lists its product as uncharacterized. NCBI's taxonomy places the organism in Eukaryota, Metazoa, Arthropoda, Insecta, Diptera, Culicidae. The record is from RefSeq and is a predicted model, not a curated record. Gene Ontology annotation, molecular function: long-chain fatty acid-CoA ligase activity. The transcript has 4 exons. Gene Ontology annotation, biological process: fatty-acyl-CoA biosynthetic process; long-chain fatty acid metabolic process. The coding region runs from base 35 to 1648 and encodes 537 amino acids.
CCGGUGCAGCGUUCGCUAUCAGUCAGUCUUCACGAUGGCGUCGUACGAUCCUGAUCGACGUGUCUGGGGCGGUCCGCGACAACCGUGCAUCUUCAAUCCGCAGUGUAACUUUGGCCAGAUCGUGCUGAACCUGCUGGAGCGUUCGCCGGACAAGGUGAUCCAAAUCGAUGGCGACACGGGACGGGUUAUGACCCGGGCCGAGAUGCGACUCCUGAUCGUUCGGGCGGCGCAGCGUCUCCAGAGGCUCGGCUACGGAGUCGGGGAUAUCGCGUCGAUUGUGGCCGUGAACAGUGUAAAUUUGGCACCGCUGGUGCUCGCGCUGCAAGUGAUCGGCGCCGGAUUCAACGCACUGGCGCCGACGUUCGAUGAAGAUGAAAUGGCGCACAUGAUGCGGCAGACGCAGAGCAAGUUGGUGUUUUGUGAUGCCGAUAAUUACGACACGGUGAAGGCCGCGGCCGGCAAGGCAAUCCAAGGCGAUUAUCGGAUCUAUGUGAUGGAAGGUGCGGACGAAAGUCUGGCGGUCAAUCAGCUGUUUGAGCCUACCGGAAUGGAGCAUAUGUUCUAUCCACGCUACCUGGGUGAUUCCUUCAAACUAAUAGCGAACAUUACCUGCUCAUCGGGAACGACCGGUCUACCGAAGGGCGUUUGCAACUCCCAUGCUCAAACGAUUUCCUGCUUCUGCAAAGUAGCAAACUUUGACGAAGGAAUUUGCGUCAACUUCAGCACCCUCUACUGGGGUACCGGCGUCUACGUACUGAACAUGUCAGUCAUGAACAAUUCAACCCGGCUCAUCACGCGACGACCCUUUUCGGUGGAUCUGUUCUACGAUCUGAUCGGAAAGUACAAAAUCAAGUUCCUCUACACUCCGGCAUCGUACGCGCUGGGCAUCACCAGUGAUCUCCGGGCCAAGCAUACCGACCUUUCCAGUAUUAAAUUUUGGGCACUGGGGGCGUCGCACGUUUCGGAGAGCAUCCGGGAUGCGGUGGAUGAGCUACUUAAGCCGACCGGUGGUCGAUCGUACAAUUUCUACGGGACUUCGGAAAGUGGGUUUGUGGCGGCUGAUUUCUUGAAGAGGAAACCGAAUGCUAUUGGGAAGAUUGCAACGAACAUGCAGGUGCGGAUACUGGAUGAGAACGGACAACCGCUGCAGGUGGGCGAACAUGGUGAGCUGGUGGUGAAGUCAGUUGGAAUACCCUUUCUGGGUUACUACAAGAACGAAGAAGCGUCUCGACAGGCACUCGACAAGGAAGGAUGGUUCCGCACCGGGGACAUUGGAUUCAUUGACGAGGAAGGAUAUCUGUAUUUGGUAGAUCGAAAGAAGGACAUCCUGAAGUACAUGGGCAAUCAGGUGUCGCCAUCGGAGGUGGAAGCGAUCAUUCAGCAGAUGGAUGGAGUGGAGCAGGUUUGCGUGACUGGAGUGCCGAAUGAAUCUGGGACGUCGGAUCUAGUAACGGCAGUGCUGGUUAAACGUUUAAACUCGCCGUUGAAGGCCGAAGAUGUGAUUGAACGAGUGGCGAAUCACCUGAGUGAUCCGAAGCAUUUACGAGGAGGAGUGUUCUUCGUGGAACGACUUCCAAUGACAUCGAACGGAAAAGUCGUGAGAAGAAUGGUACGGGAUAUGCUUCUGCAAGGGAUUAUUAAAAAGUAAUAAACUGUAACUAAAAUAC